This is a messenger RNA of Fonsecaea nubica, 1317 nucleotides long. RefSeq lists its product as hypothetical. Bases 1 to 1317 code for a protein of 438 amino acids. The transcript is spliced from 2 exons. NCBI's taxonomy places the organism in Eukaryota, Fungi, Ascomycota, Eurotiomycetes, Chaetothyriales, Herpotrichiellaceae. The record is from RefSeq and is a predicted model, not a curated record. Gene Ontology annotation, molecular function: oxidoreductase activity.
AUGGCUACGGCAUCUCACAUCGAGUUGAAUCCUGCCCACGCAGGAGUCUACCAUACCCCAGACAUAACUACAGGAUCCGGCAAAAUUGGAAGCCAGCUUCUUCAGGAAAAUCACGACAAUUACCACAUCUACUUCAACAAUAGUGGCUUCCACAACCACAUCGUGCACCAUCUCUUAACCAUCUACGCCCUGGGAGCCUCUCCCGAAGAGAUCCAGAAGGCCUUUGAUAUUAACAAGUCUUAUCAGAGACCCCAGUAUCCGGUGAAUCAAGGGGAAGUCGAGAUCCUUGCAGACCAGGACAAAUUCAAGGGGUUCUUGGGCCAGGAGAAAUAUUUCCAUGACUUUGAGGUCUUCUUCCAAAACGAGGUUGAGCAGAAGGGCUGGGAGAAUGUCAUCAACGAGCACGUCUUUGCGCGGAAUGAACACGCUGAGAGGAUGCUUGUCAGAAUGUUUGCCGGCUUCUUACAUCCCUUGAUCCACCUUGGGUUUGGUGUCGAGUUCAAGCAGCCAGCCAUCAUCGUUGAAGCACUUGCUCAGGCAGCAGUACACGAUGGGUGGACAGGGGAAUUCCUUCACGCCGCCGAGGACGCUGCGAAAGGGAAUACGACGUCGAAAAGCUUGGUGCAGCUUCUUCACGAGGCCCGUGCAAAUGAACAGCUCCGCAAAUCAGCCCACUGGGAGGAUGGCAACAAAGUCCGAGAUGGUGUCUUCCGCCGCGCGCCCGAUGAAAUGAUAUCACUGGCGUCUCAGUGGCACGUCAGACCUGAUGAGCUGGAGCAAAAGACAGCUGAAAUGAUCAAUGCGGCCGUUUAUUUCACAGGUGCAGCACAGAAGCCCACCAAGCAGGUCAAGUUCGACUUCUUCUACAUGCACUGCGUCAACGCGUCCAUCUUCUUCUCGACAUUCUUGAAGGAACCCUGGCUGAAGACGGAGGACAAGUGCAGGCUGCUAGAGUGGAAGGGCCGACUAGAUCUUGCACUGUACGUGUCGCGAGGAUGUCCGGAACUGUUGAUCGACGAAAUCAAGAACUAUCGACCCAACAAGUCGAGUGAUGGAUGGACAGAGAUUAUACGUCGAGUGGACCGGUUUCCCGACGAUGGACAUGCCAGUAAACUUGUCCGCGCCAUCGCAAACAGCGAGCAAGUUUCCAAGCAGUACGAGAGCCAAGGGGACGACAUCUUCCCUAUCAAAGGCGACAUGUUCUUGAAGCUUGCCCACAUGGCAAUUGACUCGGUCGAAGCGAGUGAACCCACCUGGGUGAGAUCUACGGGCUUUGACCAGGCGUGGGAGAAAGUGCCAGCCCGGGCGAAGCUGUAA